ACUGAAACUGGGCACUGGGGGUGGUGUGGUCACCAGAGAUUUAAAGACUUUGCUUCCUGCAGCCGAGGCUGGGAACUUGGAAGCUGCAGACAGCAAGAGGACGCCCCGAGUCUCUCAGUCACCCGGCCUUCCCAUCAGGAAGCAGGCUAUGCACCUGUGCAGUGGGGCACCCCCCUCCAAGGAAGGGAAGCUUCUGCUGGUGACGGACCCCAGGGAGGUGGACAGACAGCUGAAGCGGAGACAGAAGAACCGAGUGGCGGCCCAGCGGAGCCGGCAGAAGCAUACGGAUAAGGCGGAUGAGCUGCACCAGGAACACGAGUGGCUGGAGAGGGACAACCUCGCCCUUCGGAAGGAGAUCUGGUCACUGCAGGCCGAGGCGAAGCAUUGGCUGCAGGCCCUGGAGGAGCACCAGCGCGUCUGCCUCCUGGCUGUGGUGCCUGCCUCUGCCCGGCCUCAUCCUGACUGCUGGAGCCAGACUGAGCCAGCCGCCCAGGCUCCCCCGGCCAGACAGCGAGCCCUUCUUACGGCCCAGACCUUUCCCGUGCCUCUGCAGGCCCCUGCCUCCCCUUCUGGUCAGCCACCUCCUCCAUCUUCUCCAAUGCAGGCCCCUGAUCCCCCUGGUCUGCUCUCAGUUCACCCCAUCUCCUCCCCUCUGACACCUUUCUUGGUCACCUCACCUCCAUCAGGGUCUCCCUCUGGAGCUGCCUUGACUCAGACCCGUGGGCCUUCCAGCCUCCUGGCCUCUUCCUCUGGUCUCAGCCCUCGUCUCCCAGCUCCCCCACGGCAGUCUGCCUGUCUGCUGCCCCUUGGGGCCGGAAACCUCAGAGAGGACAAGACAGAAGAUGAGUUGGGUGGUCCUUCAGUCACCCCCCACCGGAGGGGAGCAGGCAGGGCCGGGCCUGCAUCCUGUCCUCCGUCCAGUUUUGACUUGUCCUCUGUUCUCUUUCCCUAGCAUGUCACACUGAAGCUCUGACCUCCCUCCCUGGCCUCUGAGGCUGCGUCGCCCUGGCCCCAGCCCUCACUGGCCACCCUCCUUUCCCUGUUCUGGUUCCUUCAUCAGCAGAACCCUGACCCAGAGAAAGACAAAGCUGCCCGAGACUGAGGAAGGCCGGUGUCAUCAGCUUCUGGUCUGGGGCCUGGCCAGCCCACCCUGGGACGGAACACGAGAAGCCCAGCUCUUCUCCCACGUGGAUGUCCCCUCCUUGGCUCUGGGGCCAGAAUGCCUGCAGCCUCGGAGCUCCAGCAUACCCUGCUGCCUGUGGGCCUGGCAGCAUUUGGGGGCAAGCUGGGGAGGCUUACAAGGACGUUCGUCAGAUGUCUAUCCUACGGCUCCCCCCACUUCUGACUUCGAAGGCCUAGGAGAACCUGCUAGCGGCAGGAAGGGCGUCUGAUCGCUGCUGGGGGUCCGGCCAGCUCCCUGGAGGAAUGGGCCUGUUUCAGAAAGUCGGCUAAUGGACACUCCCAGCCCUGCCGGCCAUCAACUAAAGCAUCCUAGCUUUUCUUCCCCCUCACUGUGUCACCGAAGGAAAACCGUCCUCUUUUGGGCCUCAGUUUCUCCAAGUGUAAAAUGGAGGUCGGCCCAGAGGCCAUCUAUGGUCUGUCCUUUGCAGCUUCUCCAUCCUGCGAUUCUCUGAAUCUUCUCACUGCCCCUAACUUUGCUCUCUGACACCGGACCAGGAGGGAACACGGUGGAAAGAGAUGGAGUCAGGAGGCCGGGGACCUGGCUGGAUACAAAGGCAGGAGGCCCUUUGGGAGACACUGAGCUCUUUAGACCCCAGCCUAGCGUGCCUCCAUCCUGCUUUUCUGCUUUUUAGUUGAUCAACCAGCAUUUAUUAAGCGCCUACUGUGCGCCGGUAAGGUGCUAAGUGCCGGCAUGCAAAGAAAGGAGAAACGGCCCCUGCCCUCAGGGAGCUCCCAGUCUGAUGGGGCAGAUAACAAGAAGCAACUUGGUAUCAAGAUAUUUAGAGGUCAAGCUGGAUGAGUAUUGGAGCGAAGGCAUUAGAAGGAAGAGGGCUUGGGAAAGGAGCCGGGAGGUCAGUGGUGGGAGCAGAAGAGGGAGAGCAUUCCAGGCCUGGGGGCAGCCGGAGAGAAGCCCAGAGCGGAGAGCGGAGGGUCUUGUUUGGGGAAUGGCCAGAGGCCAGGUCGCUGGGCCCAAGAGUCCGAGUUGGGGAGUGAGGGGUAAGAAGACUAGACAGGUGAUGAAAGGCUUUGAAUGCCAAGCACAGGGUUUUGUGUUAGACUCCGGGAGCUGGUGCAGUUCACUGAAUGGGAGAGUAGAUGAUGGCACCAGAGCUUUAGGAAGCUUCAUUUGACGGCCAAGUGGAAGACGGAUCUCCUAGAGGCAGGAGGGCUUACUGCCCACCCAGUAAAAUUGACAGGCCUUGGCAGCUCACUGGGUCUGGGGGUGGGAGGGAGUGCUGAAUGGAGGAUGAGUCCCGGGUGGGAAGCCUGAGGGGUGCCCUGGACGGUCAUAGAGAAGUCCCUUAGAGUGCUGGAGGGGAGAGAGCCGGGGCUCUGUUUCGGACGUUGGCUGCAGACGUAGAUUUGGUCCCCAACGCACAGAGGUGAUAACUGGAUCUGUGGCAGCUGAUGGGAUCACCCAGAGAAAAGGUGCAGAGGGAGAAGAGGGCCGAAGGCUCAGGCCACCCGUCCCUGAGGGUGCUCCAGGGCUCUCCUGGGUGGUGGAAGCCCGAAGGGAAUGGCUGGCAGGGAGGGCUCUGCCUUCUGCCCUCUCCCCUUCCCUGCCAACAGGGAGUCCUGGAGCUCCUGCCUCCUCCUGGAGCCCACCUGGGCUGACCGAGGGAGGAGGAAGUGGGAGAGAAGAGAAGUGGGCUCUGCUCCCAGCCAGUGUGCAUGGAGAGGCUGGCCCUGCCCUGCCCCCUAAGGAGGCAAGCCUUGGAUCCGUUUCUCUCCAUCACAGCCCUGCCCGCGUCUGCCUCCUGAGACUGGAGACACCCCCUCACCCUGGCCCGGGCCAUUGAGGCUGCCAAGCUGGGCUGAGGCCAAGCCCUGAGAGGAGCAGAAGCGGACCCUGCAGCCAGGGCCUCAGGCAGGACUCUCUGUACCAGAGAGCCUCAGCAAACACCUGCUGCCUCGGUUUCCCUAGUGGUGUAGAUGAACACUAUCUGGUUACAGUCUGAGGUGUCCGGCUCCUCUGCUGGGAGCCUGGGGGGGGCGUACAAAAUAAAUGGGAGCUUCCUCA
This is a messenger RNA of Vombatus ursinus (common wombat), 3202 nucleotides long. RefSeq names its product basic leucine zipper ATF-like transcription factor 2 (gene BATF2). NCBI's taxonomy places the organism in Eukaryota, Metazoa, Chordata, Mammalia, Diprotodontia, Vombatidae. Bases 149 to 952 code for a protein of 267 amino acids. The transcript has 3 exons. Gene Ontology annotation, molecular function: RNA polymerase II cis-regulatory region sequence-specific DNA binding; DNA-binding transcription factor activity, RNA polymerase II-specific. Gene Ontology annotation, cellular component: nucleus. Gene Ontology annotation, biological process: regulation of transcription by RNA polymerase II. The record is from RefSeq and is a predicted model, not a curated record.